AUGUCUCAGUCACUGAUUCGAGCAAUCUCAGCUCGGAAGAAUCAAUUCGGUAUUGGGUUCUACUACAGAUGUAGUUACUCUCGGCAAUUUCACUCCCAAUGGCACAUCAUUGCUCCCAAUCACUGCAAACAUUCAUCUUCAGGAAAUUUUCCAACCGAUUUUAGAAGGUUUUCCGGUAAUUUGAUCCCGGAGUUGAAUCGUACCUGCUUAGCUCGACACAAAAAUGGAUUUUGCUCGGUUUCUUCGAACGGAGUAAUUGACAUUGACACGAAUCUCGAUUCCGAUGGAAACACAAUCGAUAUUGAGGAUGAUGUUUCUUCUAAGAGCUCAAAUGUUGAAGUACCUGUGGAUAAGAAGCCAAAGGUUGUUUACAAGAAGCCAAUUGAUUUCACCAAAAUCGAUGCGAAGCUAUUACCAACCGUGAUGAUCAUUGGCCGGCCAAAUGUUGGCAAAUCCGCCUUAUACAACCGAUUGAUUCGAAGGAGAGAAGCUCUCGUUUACAACACUCCAGAUGAUCAUGUAACAAGAGAUAUAAGAGAAGGGAUUGCGAAACUAGGUGGUUUGAGAUUCAACGUUCUGGACUCUGCUGGUAUAGAGACUGAAGUCUCUUCUGGCACUAUUCUCGGUAGAACCACAACAAUGACUGCUAACGUGCUCGCAAGAACUCAGUUUGCGAUUCUUAUCAUCGACGUUAGGGCGGGGUUGCAUCCAUUGGAUUUAGAGGUUGGUAAAUGGCUGAGAAAGUAUGCUCCACAGAUUAAGCCGAUUGUAGUAAUGAAUAAAUCGGAAUCAAUUGGUGAUUCUCUUGAUGAAGUUUCUUCAGAGGCUCUUGCGUUGGGGUUUGGUGAGCCUACUGCUAUAUCAGCUGAGACCGGACUUGGUAUGACAGCGCUUUAUGAGCUUCUCCGUCCUUUACUAGAGGAUUACAUGGUCGAAAAGUUAAACGGUAAUAGUUGCAGUCAAGAUGAUGUUCCAAGCGGUGAGAAUCUCUCUGAUGAAACCGACGAGUCCAAGUUGCCAUUGCAGUUAGCUAUUGUAGGUAGGCCUAAUGUUGGGAAAUCGACUUUGCUCAAUUCAUUGUUGGAAGAAGAGCGUGUCUUGGUUGGUCCUGAAGCUGGUCUCACUAGAGAUGCUGUGAGAGUUCAGUUCGAGUUUCAGGAUCGGACUGUGUAUCUGGUUGACACUGCUGGUUGGUUGGAGAGAACAGAUCGAGACAAAGGACCAGCGUCUUUAAGUAUCAUGCAGUCAAGAAAGAGCCUGAUGCGAGCACAUGUUAUCGCUUUAGUUCUUGAUGCUGAGGAGAUCAUUAAAGCGCAAUGCAGUAUGAAACAUUCAGAAGUAGUUAUAGCUAGACGCGCUGUAGAGGAAGGACGUGGUCUAGUCGUGAUCGUUAACAAAAUGGAUCGUCUAAAAGGGAGACAACACUCUGAGAUGUACAAGAAAAUCAAAGAAGCUGUUCCCAUUGAAGUACAGACUGUUAUUCCUCAGAUAACCGGAAUACCGGUUGUGUUUAUCUCUGCGUUAGAGGGAAGAGGACGUUUGCAAGUAAUGACUGAAGUCAUUGACACAUACAAGAGAUGGUGUUCAAGACUUUCCACAGGCCGCCUUAAUCGCUGGUUGAUUAAGGUGAUGAGUCGACAUUCUUGGAAAGACUCGGCUUCGCAGCCAAAAAUCAAAUUUUUCACUCAGGUGAAAGCUCGGCCGCCGACUUUUGUGGCGUUUGUGAGCGGUAAAACGCAGUUACUGGAAAGCGACAUAAGGUUCUUGACUAGAUCGUUGAAAGAAGACUUUGAUCUGGGAGGGAUUCCUAUUCGAAUCAUUCAGCGGGUUGUUGCUCGGACAGCGCCUAAGACAAGCGGCGGUGGUGGAAGUGGAAGUGGAACCGGAAGAAGCUCCGGUGGUCGUGUGGUGACAAAAACCAACUCGGACAAACGUACCGUUUCGGUUUAA
Microthlaspi erraticum is the source of this 1950-nucleotide messenger RNA. The record is from the annotation of a GenBank genome assembly. Lineage: Eukaryota; Viridiplantae; Streptophyta; Magnoliopsida; Brassicales; Brassicaceae.